Messenger RNA from Amphiprion ocellaris (clown anemonefish), 892 nucleotides. It is a transcript of the gene knstrn, whose product is annotated as kinetochore localized astrin (SPAG5) binding protein. Bases 183 to 836 code for a protein of 217 amino acids. NCBI's taxonomy places the organism in Eukaryota, Metazoa, Chordata, Actinopteri, Pomacentridae. Gene Ontology annotation, cellular component: centriolar satellite; kinetochore; mitotic spindle. Gene Ontology annotation, biological process: spindle organization; mitotic sister chromatid segregation; regulation of attachment of spindle microtubules to kinetochore. The transcript is spliced from 9 exons. The record is from RefSeq and is a predicted model, not a curated record.
UCAAAAAGUAGUGUAACGUACACAGGAAAAAACGUAGGCAAACAGGAAGUGACCGCAGAGGGCGGGACGUUUUUUAAAAUUGUUGCGGCUCCGUUUGUUUGACUGUUGGCAAAUCUCAUUUUCAACGUGCCCAUAAAGGGACCUUUAUCACUGCUGGCAUCGUAUCCAUUGUGGAAACAGCCAUGUCACAAAUUCCAAGAGCCCUCCAUUUACCUGCAGAAGCAAAGAAAACAGGUCAUAGACAUGAAUCCAAAGACAAAGCAACUGUAUCCACAGCAGCAAAUACUGUCCAGAAAUCAGAUGGUAUCCUUAAACCUCAAAAAGAAAAUGUAGCAAGGAAAAAUGUUGCUGCUAAAGUUUACAAAGGGUACGGCCAACAGGCAGAGCUCAAGGAGCAAAAUCAACAUUUGAUGGUUGCAAAUGAGGAGCUGCAGAAAAAUCUGUCAGAGACACAGCAAAGAGUAGCUGAGCUGGAGCUGCAGUUCAGUGACCUCGAAAAGGAGAAUGCAGAGGCUCAAAAACACCUGAAAGACUGUCAUGUUCUCCUAGUUUCUGCCAAAAUAGACCCAGUUUUAGGAGAAAGAGUCGGAGAUGCGGCACAAAAGAACGAGGAUCAAAGGAAGGAAGUUAUGAGUAUUUCCUCUGACCUGCUGAGUGAAUUGAAGGCCUUUGGUGAUAUUGCAUCACAGCAGCUUGUUCAGCUCGAGGAGAUCCAGACAACAAUGACAGGCCUCACGAAAGCUCGAGAACAUAUGAUGCAGGAAAGGGAAGAUUUCUCUCUGCAGGCGGCUGAAAUGGAAAAAGCUCUCAAAGAAGCAGAAGCCCUCCUAGUGUAAAAGUGUUUAUUCCUCAAUUUAAUUUUUCAAUAAAGCUUUCUAUAUGUUGGCAUGUA